Messenger RNA from Entrophospora sp. SA101, 428 nucleotides. The record is from the annotation of a GenBank genome assembly. NCBI's taxonomy places the organism in Eukaryota, Fungi, Glomeromycota, Glomeromycetes, Entrophosporales, Entrophosporaceae.
CCGAUAUGCCCUUUGAUGAGGAAGGAAAAACUAUUGACAUAAUUUUCAAUCCGCUGGGUAUUCCGACUCGGAUGAAUAUUGGUCAGUUAUUGGAAACAGUGCUAGCGUCGGCGGCCGAGAAACUUAAUACUAAACUCCUUUGUCGGCCUUUCAAUUCUCCUUCACCCCAAGCGAUUAAAGAAAUUAUUCAAGAAGCUGGCAUUAAAAAUUAUGGUGCUCAAAAAUUAUUUGAUGGUCAAACUGGUUUGCCUUUUCAACAAGACAUUUAUAAUGGCUAUAUCUAUACCAUUAAAUUAAAUCAUAUGGCCGCUGAUAAGUUCCAUGCCGGCCACGUUGGUGCGUAUUCGCUUAUUUCUCAACAACCAGUCAAGGGGCGUUCCCAAGGUGGUGGACAAAGGCUCGGAGAAAUGGAAAUAUGGGGAUUAUGA